UGGCUGAGUUUCAUGCGCUGCCACCUCCCCGACUCGACUUUCAAGAAGAUCCUAGCUCGCCUCCACCUCCACAUCCUCCCUCACCUCCACCAGCCCCUCCUGCUGGCAGAUGUGCUUACAGAGUGUUAUUCGCGAGGAGGGAUAAUCUCAGUCCUUGCCCUCCAUGGCAUCUUUCAUCUGAUCCAGAACAACAACUUGGAAUACCCUGAAUUCUACAUCAAGCUGUAUGCUUUGCUCGAACCGUCUAUCUUCUAUGUGAAAUACAGGAAUCUUGAAACAUUGUUGAGAUUGACAGAAGAUUGUCUUAAAACACCUCUUCUUCCUGCCUACGUCAUCGCUGCUUUUGUAAAGAGACUUGCUCGACUUGCAUGUUGGAGUCCGACAACAGGAGCUUCAAUCGCUCUGCCGAUGAUCUACAACUUACUAAGGAAGCACCAGACUUGUCUCUUCCUCGUUCAGAGCGAAGAAGAAAACUCUCCUCCCUCUCCCCACAACUUCACCAACGAUCCUUAUGACGUCCACGAACCUGAUCCCAGCAAAUGCAAAGCGAUGCAGUCUUCGUUGUGGGAAUUGCAGGUGAUAGAGAGG
Molecule: messenger RNA, 588 nt
Organism: Guillardia theta CCMP2712
Lineage: Eukaryota; Cryptophyceae; Pyrenomonadales; Geminigeraceae
Exons: 6
Biological process (GO): ribosome biogenesis
Cellular component (GO): Noc4p-Nop14p complex; small-subunit processome; nucleolus
Source: RefSeq, a predicted model, not a curated record